Salvia hispanica is the source of this 357-nucleotide messenger RNA. Its product is annotated as basic blue protein-like. The record is from RefSeq and is a predicted model, not a curated record. NCBI's taxonomy places the organism in Eukaryota, Viridiplantae, Streptophyta, Magnoliopsida, Lamiales, Lamiaceae. Gene Ontology annotation, molecular function: electron transfer activity. Gene Ontology annotation, cellular component: plasma membrane.
AUGAACUCCAUCGUUGCCGGAAUAGUGCUUCUCAGUGUGUUGCUUCACAGCAAUCCGGCACUUGCAGCAAGCUACGUCGUUGGGGACGCGACGGGUUGGAAGUUCAACGUUGCUGGCUGGGAAAACGGCAAAAGUUUUAAGGCCGGCGACACUCUAGUUUUCAAGUACGCACCGGGUACCCACAAUGUGGUGGUUGUGGACAAGGCUAGCUACGAUGCUUGCAUUGUGCCCGGAAAUGCAAAAACGUUUGCUUCCGGCAACGACGUAGUAACUCUUGGCAAAGGCCCAAACUACUUCAUUUGCGGCUUUCCUCGACAUUGCGGAUUUGGGAUGAAGAUUGCUGCUAAUGCCGCUUAA